Molecule: messenger RNA, 1053 nt
Organism: Cotesia glomerata
Lineage: Eukaryota; Metazoa; Arthropoda; Insecta; Hymenoptera; Braconidae
Product: tubulin polyglutamylase complex subunit 2
Exons: 2
Coding region: 40-849 (269 amino acids)
Biological process (GO): protein polyglutamylation
Source: RefSeq, a predicted model, not a curated record
UUUGUUUAGUGUUUAUAAAGUGUUUUUGUCUUUAUUAAAAUGUCAUUUUUUGUCGACAUUGUAACAGAAGAUUCAUUUUACGAAAAUCUAACACUCGGGGUUGUUAAAUUACUUGAAGCGAGUCCGUGUGUUAAAAAUGUUAAAGUUGAAAGACAAAGUGCUUGCGAAAGAAGUGCCAUUUCCAGUUGGGAGCAGAAACACUGCUGUUUAUUACCAGAUGAUUUAAAACGUUUCUACGCUUCAACUGAUGGGUUUUCACUUAAUUGGAGUCUUGAUAUUGCUGGUGAAGAGUUUCCUGUCGGUAGGAUGACGAUAAAUGAAUUUGCUGGAUUGAAAAGAUUUAUCGGAAGCAAAGAGCAACAGCAACAGACUGAAAUUGAAUCGAAAUCACAAGAUGAAAGUGAGAUGAUCCCGUCAUUAGGUGGCCGAUGCAAACUUUUUGAAAUAGAUCAAUGUGGUGGAAUAGCUAAAAUUUUUUUGGUUUAUCACAUUAGACCGGAUUGGGAUGGAGAACCCGGGAUUUGGCUCUAUAACGAUGACAAUGCCAGUGGAAACUGGUAUCACCUAUCGGACACUUUUAUCAAGUACUUUAGAAUGAUGUUGGUACACUUGGGAUUACCUCUCUGGCAAUACUGUGUGGCUGGACUCGAUCUACCUACGUGGGUUCAACAAACCUACUAUUUAGUUGGACCUCAUUUAUUAUCCACCGGUGAAGAAAGAGAAGAAAGAGGAAAACAAACCACCGAAACUAUUUCUACUACAAUAUUUAAAGAUGCUCCUUAUAAUACUAUUGAUCCUUCUAUUUUUAAAACUCGCGAUAAUAAACAAAGAAACUCUAGAAAAAAAUAAUUACAAUUAUUAUUUUUAAAUAAAUAAAAAAUUGAAAUUUGACUCUUGGCCUAAUUGCCACCAAAAAUAUUUUAAAUAUCUAACAAAUUGGCAUUGUGUAACGUAUAUCUUGGCACGAUAUCCUGGUGACUACAGCCAUGGCCACUCAUCCAGUCUUUAAUUUUUUCCCUUCACUUGCUUGUUAAACUAUCUCUAAAUCUAAUA